UCAGUUCAACAAUAUCUCGAGUAUCCUUUUUAUUAAAAAAAGAAAAUAAUACUUUUAGCAUCCAUUACCUUACCUAUUCACCUUCCUUCCAUUCCAUGGAUUCCACCCUAAUAAAAUCAACCUUCCCAAUUUUCACCACCAACCCAUUCUUGCUUUCAAAAACAUCUCUAACACCCUUAAAAGUUUCCAUCAAACCCCCACCUCAAGACUUCAAUUACAAGCUAGAGAUUUCGGAAGAAUCCAGAGCUGCCAUAGCUGAAUCUUACCCCGAGCUGCUUGAUUUGGCUGACAAUGGGAGCUUGGUUUUGGUUCAGAAGAAGAGGUUUGGUCCUGUUCCUUCUUGGAGAACUGAAUUUGUUGAGCCUGAUUCUAUUUGGUUGGUUGGAACUACCCAUGUUUCUAAACAAUCGUCUAUGGAGGUUGAGCGUGUUGUUAAGGCUGUGAAGCCAGAUAAUGUUGUUGUUGAGCUCUGCAGAAGCAGAGCUGGGAUCAUGUAUGCUGAUGAUGGUGAGCUUGACAAACAAUUACGUUCUACUAUGUUUUCCUUAAGCGGGAAUGGUUUUUUUGGAGCUAUUGGUCGUAGCAUAAACCUGGGUGGUCAAACUGCUUUAGCAUUACGAUUGCUUCUGGCCGGUUUUUCAUCAAAGAUCUCUUCAGAUAUUAAUCGUCCUUUUGGCGACGAGUUCCGCGCUGCUCGAAAAAUGUCAGAGGAAGUUGGUGCACAAAUAGUUUUGGGAGAUAGGCCAAUUGAAAUAACACUUCAGAGAGCAUGGAAGGCUUUGAAAUGGACUGAGAAGUUGAGUUUAUUGAUCAUAGUUAUCCGUGGGAUUACAUCUUCAUCAGACAUUUCUACAAAUAAGCUUGAGCUGCAGAAAGCAAGUUCAGAUGAUGGUACACUUCAGCUUUAUGAGCAACUCAGUUUUUCAUAUCCAUCCCUAUUGGCACCUCUUAUACAUGAACGCGAUACUUAUCUUGCAUGGUCUCUGAAGAGGAGCAAGGCUGUGAAUAACUGUAAAAGGGUGGUAGGUGUAAUUGGAAAAGGCCACAUGAAUGGUGUAAUAUAUUCUCUGUUAUCUGAUACAGGGGAUUUGAGGUUUCGAGACCUUGUAGGAAAAAAAUCGUAUGAUGGGGGUUCUAGUGUCUGGAUUGAUGGGUUAGUCAAGAGUUUAGUGAGGGACACAGUGAUUGGCAUCCUCUUAUGGGCCUUAUAUGAAUUCAUUAAUGGUGGAACAUAAGGGAAACUCAUUUAUAUUUUCAGUUUUGGUCAGAAAUCUAAAGAUAUUAUAGAGAUGUUAGCUGUACAGUUAACAUACUCACAAAAAGCAAGUAGGCCAUGAUUUUUAAUUAAGAAGAAAAAGGAUCAUUUUUAAGAUUUAUUUUUGUAAGUUAUGGGAAGCUUAUAGCUUAUGCGUAAGCUAUACAUAUACAAAUGUAAAAGUUUUAUUUAUUUGAACCUCUGGCCAGUUAAACAUAUUUUGGUAUUUCUUUAACUGUUCGAGGAGAUGUAAAUGAUGUGUACAUUUCCGAAUGUGCUUAGUACAGCGCCGGAACCAAGAUUUCAUUUA
Cicer arietinum (chickpea) is the source of this 1565-nucleotide messenger RNA. RefSeq lists its product as uncharacterized. Lineage: Eukaryota; Viridiplantae; Streptophyta; Magnoliopsida; Fabales; Fabaceae. The record is from RefSeq and is a predicted model, not a curated record.